AUGCCCUCUGGCGUCAAGAUCGACUACGAAAACGACGCUCUUGCAAGUAUGAAUACCGUUCCACUUCGACAAGAGGGCACCCUAUCUCCCAAAGAAUCCUUGGAGAAGCCACUCGCCGAUGAAGUCGACAUUCGAGCUUUGGAACGAAGAUUGGUUCGCAAGCUUGAUCUGAUCUUCUUGCCAUGGGCGUGCGUUAGUCAGGUUAUGAAGAAGAUCGACCAGACCAACUACAAGGCCGCUUAUACCGCUGGCAUGCGCGAUGACCUUGGUCUCGCUGGAACCAAUGCUUUGACUCUAUUAGACAUUUACUUCACCAUCCCACUGGCUGUAUUUGCUGUACCAACUAUGCUCAUCAUUACUCGAGUCAGGCCAUCAUACUUCCUUCCAGGCCUCGAAAUGACUUGGGGUAUCCUUACGGCCUUGAUGGCAACUUGCAAGAGGGUCGAACAGAUGUAUCCUCUUCGGUUUUUCAUCGGGACUAUGGAAGCUUGUUGUUGGCCAUUAACGACCACACUGCUCCUAUCGUGGUACACACCGAUGGAGCUGGCUAAACGCCAGUCGAUUUAUCUUUGUUCAAGCUUUGUUGGACAGAUGUUCACCUUUGCGAUGCAAUCAGCAAUUCACCAAACCCUCGAGGGAAACCUUGGCAUGGCGGGUUGGCGCUGGCUCUUUAUUAUCAAUGGGGUUAUGACAGUCGUAGUUGCUAUUAUAGGUUUCUUUGCUCUACCUGAUUACCCGGCGACCUCUCGUGCAUUCUAUCUCACUGAGCAGGAAAAGCAGCUUGGAUACGAAAGGUUACUUCGAUAUGGAAGGCGCACACUGAAAAGUAUGGACGAGUACCCCGGAUGGAGAGGCAUCAAGACCCUCGUCAGAAAGACAUCGAAAACAAUUUUCGGAUGGAAAUUUGCUCUACUAUUUCUUUGCUACGGUCCCUGGGCCUGGGCCACUCAGGUCAACUCUUGGUUCAAUCUCUUCCUGGACGAUCUUCGUAACCCGGAUGGGACUAAAAUGUUCAGCGUAAAGCAAGUGACAGAGAUUCCUAUUGCGGGCAGUGGCCUUGCCUUGGUGGGAGCGCUGGCCAUCGGGUGGAUAAGUGAUCGGUACCAACUCCGCUGGCAGCUGGCGAUUGUAAUAAACCUAGUUCUCCUAUCUUGUGCCAUUGUGCUCGCCAUUUGGCCGAAUAUCGUCUGGCUACUCUUCUUGGCAUUUCUUGUCAGCUAUGUGACUUUUGCCAACGAGUCCAUUUACAUGAGCUGGCUGGGAGAUAUCUGUAGAGACGACCCGGUCGAGCGUUCGCUUGUUCUAGCCCUUGCCCUUAGCUUUACGAUGGCGGGAAACUCUUCUCUUCCUAUUGCAUUAUGGCCUUCGAAAGAGGCGCCGCGAUACCGAUAUGGAUACAAGGUGGGUACAACCGCAUACAUCCGUCGGCCUUCCUUCUGA
This is a messenger RNA of Rhizoctonia solani, 1440 nucleotides long. Its product is annotated as major facilitator superfamily transporter. Bases 1 to 1440 code for a protein of 479 amino acids. Gene Ontology annotation, biological process: transmembrane transport. The transcript has 5 exons. The record is from RefSeq and is a predicted model, not a curated record. Gene Ontology annotation, cellular component: membrane. Lineage: Eukaryota; Fungi; Basidiomycota; Agaricomycetes; Cantharellales; Ceratobasidiaceae. Gene Ontology annotation, molecular function: transmembrane transporter activity.